This is a messenger RNA of Penicillium cosmopolitanum, 963 nucleotides long. RefSeq lists its product as uncharacterized. The transcript has 4 exons. The record is from RefSeq and is a predicted model, not a curated record. The coding region runs from base 1 to 963 and encodes 320 amino acids. Lineage: Eukaryota; Fungi; Ascomycota; Eurotiomycetes; Eurotiales; Aspergillaceae.
AUGCCCCCGGCGAGGCCCCAUCUCCCACCCGCCAACUGGCGGGCCUCACCCCCCGGCACGCUCGCCGGCCGGCCCCCGGUGCCCCCGCCCGCCCGCGCCGCCCGAGGAGGGCCGGCUGGCCGGCGCAGGGCCAGAGUCCGGCUGGGGAGCCCGCAUGCCCUCGCGGAGGCGGCGCGGGGGGGAGCACCGGGCACUGGGGGUGGCACGCGGGUCACGGCGGGUACGGGCCCCUGGCCUGACCCGUACCGACAUGCCCUGCGCGUCACUCCCGCCGCCCACUACCCACCCGCGCGGCCCCUGCCGCGGCGGCGCACUUCCCAGCCGGACCCAGCGGGCCCGGUCCGUGACCCCGGCGCCAACUGGCCGGCGGGGCCGCGCAUCUACUGCUUGGCCUUGUUGAGCACCUCCGCCUCGCCCCGGGGAGGCCUCGGACGGGGGUCAGCGCCCCCGCCCCCGCCAACUGGUGCACCCCCCUGGCCCACCAACUGGCGAAUCCCGGCACCACCCAGGGCACCCCCCGCCAACUGGCGAAUCUCCCGGCGGCCCGUGUUGGCGGCAUGGCCCCCGGACCCUGAGGCGUCCAAUGCCGAGGAUUCGGGGGCCCCUCCCCGACGAUUUGAACGAGCCUUGACGCACCGUCCAGCUGGAAAUUUCAGGUUCAGGCCACAGCAAGGCGCCAGUUGGCUGCCUAUCCCAUCCACCGGCCCCCGGGCACUCCGCGCGCCGCCGCUCCGAGGCUCCCCCACCAACUGGCAACCCCCGGCGUCCCAGCCGUGGGCCGCUUCCCGGCAUGGGCGUCCCUGCCAACUGGCGACUGUCCCCCCACAGCGUGCCGCCGCCACCAACCGCCGGAUCCCCAUGUCGCGGCCGCCAACUGGCGAGUCUGCCCCCGCCGAACACAACGGGCUCGCGCCCGCCGGUUCCCCGCUCCCCUCCAGGCACCCGGCGCUGCCGGAUCCAUGA